AUGGCUGGAGUUGCCUCCGUGGCUCUGGUAACACUGGUGGCUCUGGAUUGGCAACACUGGAGCCCUGAUUCACCCCGACCCCAACAACGCCCUGCCCACCUGUACGUCAACGACCAGUCACCACUACGCCACAACACAACUAUCCCUACACCACAACUCAGUAAUCAACCCACAACCCAUCAAGACCCACGCCAUCAACCUCCUACAACCGCUGCCCACAACCCAUCAAGACCCACGCCAUCAACCUCCUACAACCGCUGCCCACAACCCAUCAAGACCCACGCCAUCAACCUCCUACAACCUGCCCACAACCCAUCAAGACCCACGCCAUCACCUCCUACAAUCGCUGCCCACAACCCAUCAAGACCCACGCCAUCAACCUCCUACAACCGCUGCCCACAACCCAUCAAGACCCACGCCAUCACCUCCUACAACCGCUGCCCCACAACCCAUCCAAGACCCACGCCAUCAACCUCCUACAACCGCUGCCCACAACCCAUCAAGACCCACGCCAUCAACCUCCUACAACCACUGCCCACAACCCAUCAAGACCCACGCCAUCAACCUCCUACAACCGCUGCCCACAACCCAUCAAGACCCACGCCAUCACCUCCUACAAUCGCCGCCACAACCCAUCAAGACCCACGCCAUCAACCUCCUACAACCGCUGCCCCACAACCCAUCACCCACCAUCAACCUCCUACAAGCCCACAACCCAUCAAGACCCACGCCAUCACCUCCUACAACCGCUGCCCACAACCCAUCAAGACCCACGCCAUCACCUCCUACAACCGCUGCCCACAACCCAUCAAGACCCACGCCAUCACCUCCUACAACCGCUGCCCACAACCGGUAGAGAUGCUCACUCAUAGUAAUGGACCGGCGGCUGACUUCUCCAUUUGCGUCAUCUACCAGCUGAGUCCGACGCUACCGGCUCUACCGUACGUCUUGCUACACACACACUGA
This is a messenger RNA of Homarus americanus (American lobster), 966 nucleotides long. RefSeq names its product extensin-like. The record is from RefSeq and is a predicted model, not a curated record. The transcript has 2 exons. The coding region runs from base 1 to 966 and encodes 321 amino acids. NCBI's taxonomy places the organism in Eukaryota, Metazoa, Arthropoda, Malacostraca, Decapoda, Nephropidae.